Vanrija pseudolonga is the source of this 583-nucleotide messenger RNA. Its product is annotated as Histone H4. The transcript has 5 exons. The record is from RefSeq and is a predicted model, not a curated record. Gene Ontology annotation, molecular function: protein heterodimerization activity; DNA binding; structural constituent of chromatin. Gene Ontology annotation, biological process: nucleosome assembly. Lineage: Eukaryota; Fungi; Basidiomycota; Tremellomycetes; Trichosporonales; Trichosporonaceae. Gene Ontology annotation, cellular component: nucleosome. The coding region runs from base 81 to 392 and encodes 103 amino acids.
GUACUUCUCUCCAUCAGCGAGCCCAACACUACUUCACUCGAUCACCCCACCCUACCUCAACAACAACAACAACAUCCAUCAUGUCCGGUCGUGGAAAGGGCGGCAAGGGCCUCGGCAAGGGCGGCGCUAAGCGUCACCGCAAGGUGCUGCGCGACAACAUCCAGGGCAUCACCAAGCCCGCCAUCCGCCGUCUCGCGCGCCGUGGUGGUGUCAAGCGUAUCUCGGGUCUCAUCUACGAGGAGACGCGUGGUGUUCUCAAGAUCUUCCUCGAGAACGUCAUCCGCGACUCGGUCACCUACACCGAGCACGCCAAGCGCAAGACCGUCACCUCGCUUGACGUCGUGUACGCCCUCAAGCGCCAGGGCCGUACCCUCUACGGUUUCGGCGCGUAAGCGUUGUCGCCACCGCCUCUGGCCCGGCCAUCACCAUCACCUUCGUUCUUUGUCCGUUCGCCCGCUCGUUCGUUCCUUCGUUCGUUCACCCCCUUCGCCCUCGACUCGCCUCGAGCCUUUGUACUCUAUCUUUUAGCUGAACGCCGCUGCGCUAGACGCAGCGAGCGACUUUAUGAACAUCGUUCCUUUUA